UUCGGCCGCUCUCCGGAGUGACCGCCGGGAUGUCCGGUCAGGAUUUGGCCUCUUCCCAGAGUGACCACUGGGAUGUCCGGUCCUUCCCGGAGUGACCGCCGGGAUGUCCGGCCGGAAUUUGGCCCUUCCCGGAGUGACCGCCGGGAUGUCCGGUUGGGAUUCGGCCGCUCUCCGGAGUGACCGCCGGGAUGUCCGGUUGGGAUUCGGCCGCUCUCCGGAGUGACCGCCAGGAUGUCCGGUUGGGAUUCGGCCGCUCUCCGGAGUGACCGCCGGGAUGUCCGGUUGGGAUUCGGCCGCUUUCCGGAGUGACCGCUGAGAUGUCCGGUCCUUUCCGGAGUGACCGCUGAGAUGUCCGGUCCUUUCCGGAGUGACCGCUGAGAUGUCCGGUCCUUCCCGGAGUGACCACCAGGAUGUCCAGUUGGAAUUCGGCCACUUUCCAGAGUGACCGCUGAGAUGUCCGGUCCUUCCCGGAGUGACCACUGGGAUGUCCAGUCCUUCCCGGAGUGACCGCCGGGAUGUCCGGUCCUUCCCAGAGUGACCGCCGGGAUGUCCGGUCCUUCCCAGAGUGACCACCAGGAUGUCCGGUCCUUCCCGGAGUGACCACCGGGAUGUCCGGUCCUUCCCAGAGUGACCGCCGGGAUGUCCGGCCGGGAUUUGGCCCCUGCGGAGGGGCUCGGACGUUGCCGGGGACGUUUGCCCAGACUUUGGCCAGGCCGGACGGACGCCCCCGGGGCGGGGCCUGGGAGGGGCUGGAAGGGGGUGAGGGUUGUCCAAGGUGGCCGGAGGGUCAUCCGAGGUGGUCCAGAGUGGCCUGAGGGUCAUCCAAGGUGGUCCAGAGUGGCCUGAGGGUCAUCCAAGGUAGUCCAGAGUGGCCUGAGGGUCAUCCAAGGUGGCCUGAGGGUCAUCCAAGGUGGUCCAGAGUGGCCUGAGGGUCAUCCAAGGUGGCCUGAGGGUCAUCCAAGGUAGUCCAGAGUGGCCUGAGGGUCAUCCAAGGUGGCCUGAGGGUCAUCCAAGGUGGUCCAGAGUGGCCUGAGGGUCAUCCAAGGUGGCCUGAGGGUCAUCCAAGGUGGUCCAAGGGUCAUUCCAGGUGGUCCAAGGGUCACUCCAGGUGGUCCAAAUGUCGUCCAUCGUGGUCCAGUGUGGCCUGAGGGUCAUCCCAGGUGGCCUGAGGCUCAUCCAAGGUGGUCCAAGGGUCAUCCAAGGUGGUCCAAGGGUCAUUCCAGGUGGUCCAGAGUGGCCUGAGGCUCAUCCAAAGUGGCCUGAGGGUCAUCCCAGGUGGUCCAAGCUCCAUUCAAGGUUGCCCAAAUUCCAUCCGAGGUUGCCCAAAUUCCAUCCCAGGUGGUCCAGGAUCCAUCCGAGGUUGCCCAAGGACCUUUCGAGGUUGCCCAAAUUCCAUCCCAGGUGGCCCAAAUUCCAUCCCAGGUUGCCCAAGCUCCACCCGAGGUUGCCCAGGGUCCAUCUGAGGUGGCCCAAACUCCAUCCAAGGUUGCCCACAUUCAAUCCCAAGUGGCCCGAAGUUCUUGCCAGGUGGCCCAAGCACCACCCAAGGUUGCCCAAAGCCCACCCGAGGUUGCCCAAGCUCCACCCGAGGUUGCCCAAAGCCCACCCGAGGUUGCCCAGGGUCCAUCUGAGGUUGCCCAGGGUCCAUCUGAGGUUGCCCAAAGCCCACCCAGGGUUGCCCAAACUCCACCCGAGGUUGCCCAAAGCCCACCCGAGGUUGCCCAGGGUCCAUCUGAGGUUGCCCAAACUCCAUCCAAGGUUGCCCAGGGUCCACCUGAGACCACCACGGCUCCUCAGACCCCCAAAAUUCCCAAAAAAAAUCCCCCAAAAAAUCCCCCAAAAUCCCAAAUCCGGCGACUCCGCCCCGAAGCACUUCCGGGGGGUGGGGGAGGGGCCUUGGACCUCCCCCUCCCCCCCCUCCCCAAAAUUUGGAAAAAAUGGGAAUUUUGAGGGAUUUUUUUUUUGGAAUUUUGGGAAUUUUGGGGGUCCCGGAGCCCUCCCAGUGCCGGAGUGGAAUUUCAUGGUACCACCGGGACCUCCCGGCUCUCUUCGCACUUUAAGACGUCCCCGAGAUCCCAACCCCGGACACAAAAAUUCCCCCCCAAAAAAGGUUCCAAAUCCCAAAUUUCCCAAUUUUGGGAGUUUUGGGGGAUUAAAAAAAAAAAAAAAAGGAAAAAAAAAAAAGUGGGAAAAAUUGAGAGAAAUGCAAAAAAAAUUGGGGAAAAAAAAAAAAAAAAUUCAAUUUUUUUUGGUUAAAAAAUGGGGUUUUUUUAAUUGAAAAAUCUGAUUUUUCCUUGGAAUUUUUAGGGGAUAAAAAGAAAAAAAAAAAGGAUGAAAAAAAAAACUUGGAAAAAUUGGGGAAAAACAACAAAAAAAUUAUUUUUUUGGUUAAGAAAUGGGUUUUUUUUUCCAUUAAAAAUCUGAUUUUUCAGCUGGAAAUUUUGGGGGGAUUUUUUGGGGGGAUUUUUUUUUUUAAAAAAGGGUGAAAAGAAAUCCAGAAAAAUUGGGGAAAAUGCAAAAAAAAUUGGGGAAAAUAUGCAAAAAAAUUCAAAUUUAAAAAAA
Molecule: messenger RNA, 2562 nt
Organism: Vidua chalybeata
Lineage: Eukaryota; Metazoa; Chordata; Aves; Passeriformes; Viduidae
Product: splicing factor 3A subunit 2-like
Exons: 3
Coding region: 1118-2278 (386 amino acids)
Source: RefSeq, a predicted model, not a curated record